ACGUACGUUCCUGACCCGGGAUGCUGGAGAGGGCAGCGAGACGCCGGUGUGGUAGCCCUACGCGGGAAAAACCGUAAACCACGAGAACGAGUCGGCGCGUAGUUAUUGCUUCUUCGGCUUUUGGUGCGCGCGCGCACGCGACGUUAGUGCAAUUUAGUUCGCCGACGCGCUUCGAAGUCGACGUACAUACAUUCGUAUACACGACGAUACAUCUCGCUCAGCCGAGUAAAGGGUACAAUAAUUAUCACGUAGUCGGGCAGUGCCGUGAUAAAUAUCGCCUGUUCCUGGCGCCGUUACGUAACCCGUUGGACAGAGUAACUGGUUGGUCCCCGGGUCCAUUCAUCGAACCGACUUCGAUUCCUCGCAUCGCGAAUUUAAAGCAAGCCAGACGCGUUAGGCACGCGUUCCGAGAUACGGUGCGAGGCAGGAAGAGGGGGGGGGAUUGAAAUGCGUAGAUCACCGCGUGGUGUACUCAACAGUUUUCGAUCGCCGACUACGACGACUACGACGACGACCGCAGCACCAGCAGCAUCAGGUAGUCGAAACGCGGAGCUGUCGAAACACGCGGAUCGCGUCCUAAAAGGACCGGAGAGCAUCAGCAGCGCCCAGCUUUUAGAUUCAGCCGCAGUUGGCUCGAGUGCGCCAGUUGAACGGGUUGUGUCGGGAAAAACGUUCGUCUUUUGUCGCGUCGCGGUGUGAAGAUAACUGAAUACGUGAUUUUAAAUAAACCCCGCCCCCAGCUGCCGCCGCGGUAUUGAAAGUGCCCGUUGUGUUUCUUGUGCCGACCUCUUCUUAACGGACAACCUACCCGACGGGGUCACCUCAACGGACGUCUCAUCCACCAGAGAAAUCGAGAUAUGGCGGACCCUGAGAUCGCAGCCUUCGCCAGCGUGCAGGCUCCGCUCCUGGUCUGCGGGAUAUCGAUAAUACUGGGUGUCAUCGGUCUCGUCGUUGCCUACCUCAUCAAUCGACCCAACGAACGCUCGGAGGGGGGCUCAAAGACCGUCGAUAACUUGACGAGUACCUGCAGAAGCCAAAAAGAGACCGUUAACGAGCCAGGAGGAAACGUGACGGCAAAACGUGGGAAAAAUAAAAAACGACGCGAAGCUCAGCAGGAGUUUACACACUCUUGGAUGGUUGGAGCAUUGAAAGGUCACACCGCGCCUGUCCUGGACAUGGAUUACUCCAGUAACGGGAAGUUCCUCGCAAGCUGUGCAGAAGAUUGCGAGUUCGACCCGGAAGAACUGGACCGUGGCGUCGACAACAGGAAGGAAGGGGUCCGCAUCAUCAACGGCGAGUCUCGAUCGGAGUGCAGCGGAUCUUUACCCGCAUCAUCGAGAAGUAUAACCGGAGACGGUGAUGUCGCAUCGGCAACGCCGGUUCAACGAAACCGGAAGGUCCUGAGCCGUCGACAGAGGAAAAAUCGAACUAAAACGCCGCGAGACGCAGGAGUGGCCUCUACGAUCGCCUCGAGCAGCAGCAGCAACAACAGCAGCAGCAGUAGCAGCGGUAGCAGCAGCGGCGGUGAAACUUCUAGCGGAAGUCCAAGCAACACGCCUCCGGGGGUCCGGAGAAAUCGUUCGUCGAGCGCGACUGGCGCUGGCGACGCUAGCGGCGGUGGCACUGCAGGCGGUGGUAGAAACGGAAACUGCGCCUUGGGGAAAAACCGAAAGUCCCAAACCGCCCAAGCCGAGGAUCGUUACAACGCCAGCAAACUCUACGAGAAGCUUAACAUCAGCGCCGCGGAACUUGAGGGCCUUUUACGACACUAUGUGGUCCCAUGUGAUCAGCUCAUCGCCAUGGGCUAUCCGAUGGAGGGAGCCGCCUGCCCUGGUCGUGCUAUCAUAUUUAAAGAUGAAAUCAACUACCGGGCUCCGGUGAACCUCGACGUCAACGCUCGUGAAUUUGUGCCAGCCCGCGGUAAGACCUACAGCGAGAUCACCGCUUCAUGGACUGCGGAGAGGGCCGACAGGUCGGAACGCAGUGAGGACAGCGGACAUUGCAGUGCCAGCUCAAUCGAAAGCUCGGAUGUAGAACCGGAAAGCUCGGACUGCAGUGACAAAGCAUCGGAUAUUGCGGACGGUGGUUUGCCGCUGGGCAAUUCGUCCUCGUCGGCCUCGUCCUCGUCCUCGGACAUAACUAACAUUGGGUUGGAACGGACCUGCGCCAGGUGCUACAAGGGCUUCCAGGUGAGCUGGGAUACUGGGGAGUACCUGAGCACCGAGGGGUGCGUAUACCACUGGGGGAAGUUGCGUAAUCGCAAAUGGGGAUGCUGCGACGCAGGGGAAUACGCCGGAGGAUGUACUUCGGCCAAGCUUCAUGUCUGGACGGGGCUUACCCCAGGCAUAAAUGGACCCAUUUGCGGUUAUGUCCGCACGGAACCUAGAAAAACGCCACCGCCAGAUAGUUGUUACGGUGUAUAUGCAUUGGACUGCGAAAUGUGUUUCACGAGGAACGGUCUAGAACUCGCUAAGGUCACCGUCGUCGCGAUCGACGGUAGACUCGUCUACGAUGCCCUAGUCAAACCUGAUGCAGAAGUUAUCGACUACAACACUAGGUUUAGUGGUAUAACGGCCAAAGAUUUAGAAUGCUCACCAAAGUCUCUACGCGAUGUGCAGAGUGACAUAAUGGGGUUCGUUAACGCGGAUACCGUGCUCAUUGGACACGGCCUUGAAAAUGAUCUUCGAGCCCUGAGGAUAUUUCACUUUACUUGCAUUGACACCGGUGUUGCGUUUCCGCAUCAAUUUGGGCUACCCUUUCGACGCAGUCUUAAAUCGCUAGCUAGGGCUUUACUUAAACGAGAUAUUCAAACCGGGCAUCAUGACUCCGCAGAGGACGCUAGGACAGCCGCCGAACUAAUGCUGUGGCGGCUACGACGUGAUCUAUCCGAUUGCCUAAUCUCUCGAUAACUUAAAGUAUAUCUUACUUCUACGGUGCCCGUCGUCCUACAGCGCGGACAUAGAUAGAAUAGGGAAUACGUUAAUUUAUUUUUACUUUUCCUUAUAAAUGAUGAAUUUUUUUUACGUUUUUUUUUUUGUUUUUUAUUUUUCAUUUCGACUGCCCUUGAAAAACUGGGAUAGCUAUUAUAUACAAUUACUGUGAUACCUACACCCCAUCACCAUCCCCCAUUAUAUCCUCAUCAUCCGUUGUAUUUGUAUGCUAGAACGCGAUAUACUUGAUGUUAUAAUUUACAAAGAGGAAACCAUGAAACUUUUCCUCUUUGCAUACCAUAAUACCUUUCUUCUCGAGUGUAUUUAUACAACAAGGUAGAUAUGUGCAAUACGCAUAUGUGCGUGGUAUAUAUUACAUGUAUGCAUAAUUACGUGCGGAGGAACGCCCAUGGGUCGAAGAAAAAAAAAAAACAUUGUAACGAAAUAAAAAUAAACAUUGAAAUUUGGUACUUUAUAGCAGAUGUUUCUGAAGUUUUUUUUUUUAAAUUCC
Molecule: messenger RNA, 3441 nt
Organism: Neodiprion virginianus
Lineage: Eukaryota; Metazoa; Arthropoda; Insecta; Hymenoptera; Diprionidae
Product: transducin beta-like protein 2
Exons: 3
Coding region: 858-2909 (683 amino acids)
Biological process (GO): endoplasmic reticulum unfolded protein response
Cellular component (GO): nucleus; endoplasmic reticulum
Molecular function (GO): nucleic acid binding; protein binding; exonuclease activity
Source: RefSeq, a predicted model, not a curated record